AUGGCACGUUUAUCACUGACUAGCUCUGCUCGAGGUAUUGGCAUAAGGAGCCGUGUGCUAUUUGAAUUCAAACUCUGUAUAUGUACUGAAGACCCACAGGAAGAUGGGCCCAAAGGCGACCUUCUUAUUGAAGGACGUACUGAAUUCAGCACCAUGUACACAACAGAAUCAUCCAUUCAAAAUCGGCGUCUUUAUGGGGACAAGUUUUCACUAGAUGUCAAGUUUGCGGCGCUGAUUAAUGCAGUCCAGGCAUUCGUUGAUGUUGAGAUACUCCGUGCUCCUGAUUGUGGCCUUAAUCUGAAUCUCUAUGCCAAGACCAGUGGUUACGAAGAUGUGAUUCCUCUCUACCAGGGAGUUGCAGAAGCUGGCUGCAAAAUAAGUUCAGUUGUAGCCGUGGUGAUACGGAGUUGCGUGUAUCUUCGUAUCGAAGGGACCCCCAAAGAUGACGGACUUUCUCAGAAGCGGCUGCCCUGUGGUGCGUGGGAAGACAGCUUCGACACUUGCUAUCAUGGAAUAGUAGAUAAAGUGGUGAAUCUUGACGAAUUUACCAUGAUUUCGGUGAAGAUCACCUGGAGAACCUUGGAUUGA
Messenger RNA from Triticum turgidum subsp. durum (durum wheat), 588 nucleotides. NCBI's taxonomy places the organism in Eukaryota, Viridiplantae, Streptophyta, Magnoliopsida, Poales, Poaceae. The record is from the annotation of a GenBank genome assembly.